Molecule: messenger RNA, 834 nt
Organism: Dendronephthya gigantea
Lineage: Eukaryota; Metazoa; Cnidaria; Anthozoa; Malacalcyonacea; Nephtheidae
Exons: 3
Coding region: 1-834 (277 amino acids)
Source: RefSeq, a predicted model, not a curated record
AUGGAAAAAGAUAGCACACAGAUUGGAGACAUAAAAAAAGAACGAAACGCACUUAGUCUCAAAAAUAUUGAUAGAACUGAUAUUGGAAUAUACAAAUGCGUUGGAAAAGCUCGGCUUAUGUGGAGGAAAAAACAGUCGAAACUCGUCUCAGACGAAAAUGAACCUGACACAACACGGUUCCCAAAUUUAAGCGAAAACGACAUUGAAGAAAUUAAAAACGCUAAUGUCAAGAUAAAUACAGAAAGAUCAACUAAAACCUGGUUGAACGUCUGGUCAAAUUGGUGUUCUGCUAGAGGAAUAACUCAGCCAAUUGAACUUUUCUCGUAUGAACAAUUGGAUAAGCAUCUAAGCAAAUUUUAUGCCGAAGUAAAAAAAGUGAAUGGAGCAGACUACGAAACAGAAAGCCUUCGCGUAAUGCAAGCUGCAAUUGAUCGCUACUUACGUGACAAAAAUUACGGCGAAAGUAUAAUUUCCUCGAAGCCAUUUCACCAGUCCAUUAAGACAUUAAACGCCAAAGCAGCCAGUCUCCGUCAACAAGGGAUGGGUAAGCGUCCUAACAAAGCUGAGGCACUAAACCAAAGCGAGAAAGAAACGUUGUGGGAAAACGGUUCGCUCGGAGAUCACUCGCCAGUCGCGCUAACAAAUGCGAAUUUUAAGUGUCUUUCUGAACAAAUGGGUUUGCGAGGACGUCAAGAUCACUACGACGCAUAUGUGGAAGAUUUCACUAUUCGUAGACACGACGAUGGCUCGGAAUCUAUUGUAUUCAAUGAAAAUCCCACCAAAACAAGAAGCGGAGGUCUUCGAGUCGCGAAACGAAUAUUAGCUGCUACUUAA